This is a messenger RNA of Aspergillus terreus NIH2624, 1359 nucleotides long. It is a transcript of the gene lys9, whose product is annotated as saccharopine dehydrogenase (NADP+, L-glutamate-forming). Gene Ontology annotation, molecular function: saccharopine dehydrogenase activity. Bases 1 to 1359 code for a protein of 452 amino acids. Gene Ontology annotation, cellular component: cytoplasm. NCBI's taxonomy places the organism in Eukaryota, Fungi, Ascomycota, Eurotiomycetes, Eurotiales, Aspergillaceae. The record is from RefSeq and is a predicted model, not a curated record. The transcript has 11 exons.
AUGGCUUCCCACAAGGUAUUGAUGCUCGGCGCUGGCUUCGUCACGAGACCGACUCUCGAUAUUCUUUCCGAGUCGGGCAUCCCCGUGACCGUCGCUCAAUUGACUUCUGUUUCCUCUUUUUCAGCCUGCAGAACCCUCGAAUCUGCCAAGUCCCUCUCGGCCGGCGUCAAGAAUGCCACUCCCAUCUCCCUUGAUGUCACCAACGAUCAGGCUCUGGACGCCGAGGUCGCGAAGCACGAUCUGGUCAUCAGCUUGAUCCCCUAUACCUUCCACGCCACCGUUAUCAAGUCCGCCAUCCGUCAAAAGAAGCACGUUGUCACCACCAGCUACGUCUCUCCGGCUAUGAUGGAGCUCGACCAGCAGUGCAAGGAUGCCGGCAUCACGGUUAUGAACGAGAUCGGUCUGGAUGCUGUCAAGACCAUCGAGGAGGUUCACAAGGAGGGAGGCAAAAUUACCUCGUUCUUGUCCUACUGUGGAGGUCUCCCGGCCCCUGAGAGCUCUGGAAACCCUCUAGGUUACAAAUUCUCUUGGUCUCCCCGCGGCGUUCUCCUGGCGCUGAGAAACGCGGCCAGCUUCUACAAGGACGGCAAGGUCGUCAACGUGUCUGGUCCUGACCUCAUGGCUACUGCCAAGCCCUACCACAUCUAUCCCGGUUUCGCCACCGUUGCGUACCCCAACAGAGAUUCGACCGGCUACAAGGAGCGCUACAACAUUCCUGAAGCCCAGACGGUCAUCAGAGGUACUCUGAGAUAUGCAGGCUUCCCCGAGUUCGUCAAGGUUCUGGUCGACAUGGGCUUCCUGAAGGACGAGGAGCAGAGCUUCCUCAAGGAGCCCAUUUCCUGGAAGGAGGCUACGCAAAAGAUCCUUGGUGCCUCCUCGUCGGACGAGAAGGCCCUGAUCGACGCUAUCUCCGCCAAGGCCACUUUUGCGAACAACGAGCAGAGAGAGCACCUCUUGGCUGGUCUGAGAUGGGUUGGACUCUUCUCGUCGGAGAAGAUCACUCCCCGCGGAAACCCUCUGGACACCAUCUGUGCCACUCUUGAGAAGAAGAUGCAGUUUGCCGAGGGCGAACGUGACCUUGUUAUUCUGCAGCACAAGUUCGAGGUUGAGCUGAAGGACGGCACCAAGCAGACGAGAACCUCGACUCUCGUUGAGUACGGUAGCACGGACCCCAACGGCUACUCGGCCAUGGCUAAGCUUGUCGGCGUGCCCUGUGCGGUUGCUGUCAAGCAGGUUCUGAACGGAACCAUUGCCGAAAAGGGUGUUCUUGCUCCCAUGAACAGCAAGAUCAACGAUCCCCUGAUCAAGGAGCUCAAGGAGAAGUACGGCAUUGCCUGCAAGGAGGAGAUUGUCGCCUAA